Leptinotarsa decemlineata (Colorado potato beetle) is the source of this 2776-nucleotide messenger RNA. RefSeq names its product membrane alanyl aminopeptidase-like. The record is from RefSeq and is a predicted model, not a curated record. Lineage: Eukaryota; Metazoa; Arthropoda; Insecta; Coleoptera; Chrysomelidae.
AAAAAACUCGUGAUAAGAUAAAGAAGAACGACAUAUAAAUGCUCACAGGAUCAUCUAACAUUUCUCAGCGUUCUUGCAUAAGUAAUUCUGAUGAUUUGAUACCAAAUACAUGAUGCUGCUGUUACUACUUUUACCACUGUUCUCAAUCCCAUCAGCAUAUUCUAAUUUCGCUGAUGCUGAACCAAAGGUCUACAAAGGCUAUCGCCUACCAGAGAACCAGUUACCUUCGAAGUAUUCUCUAUCACUGAAAGUGGGAAAGGAAAUUUUCGAUGGAAAUUCCACUGAGUUUACAGGAACAGUGAACAUUACUUUUACUAUAACUGAAAUAACCAAACAAAUUCAGCUGCAUUCGAAUGUGACAAUCAAUAACUUACAACUGAUUUCGGCAGCAGGUGUCAUUCCAGCUUUGAACAUAACCCCAAUCGAUGGGGUGGAUAUUUCAACAAUCUUCUUCCAGGCAGAACUCAACAUUUCAACAGAAUAUAUAUUGCAGAUAAACUAUAAGGGACAACUCGAUAUAACUAAUAUGAAAGGGUUUUACAGAAGUUCUUAUGAAAAUUCGAGUGGGGGAACUGAAUAUUUGGUUACCACGCAGCUCCAAGCUAUUAAUGCAAGAAACGUGUUUCCUUGUUUUGAUGAACCUCACUAUAAAGCAAAAUUUGCUCUGAGGAUCACCUAUCCUAAAGGUUUCAAUGCUAUAAGCAAUACUCCUCUGAAUGGGGCAGUGAUAAAUGUAGAUGAAGAAUAUGAAGAAGCUACCUUUAUGGAAACACCAGUAAUGUCAACGUACUUGCUAGCAUUCACUGUGUCAAAGUUCACUUGUAGUUAUGGAGAAAAUAUAACUGGUAACAUUCCUCACAGAGUUUGCUCCAGACGAGACACCGAGUCUGACAGAGCUUUAGCUCUUGAAUAUGGUACCAAAAUACUAAACACUUUAGGAGACUAUCUUGGAAUAUCAUACAGUGAGAUGAUGAUUGGAAAAAUCGACCAACUCGCCAUUCCAGAUUUCAGUGCAGGAGCUAUGGAAAAUUGGGGAAUGGUGACAUACAAAGAAUCAGCCCUUCUAUACAAUCCCUCUGAAACUUCCGACAGCUAUAAACAGAGAGUGAUAAGCAUCAUAGCUCAUGAAUUCACUCACAUGUGGUUUGGUGAUUUGGUAACUCUAGAUCGGUGGGAUUUUACCUUUUUGAAUGAAGGAUUCGCAAGAUAUCUCCAGUACUUCAUUCAAACCAAGAUUCCAGAAUUGAAGGAAUUUGAAAUGGAUAAACAAUUCAUUGUUGAAGUACAGCAAUCAGUAUUUCAGACUGAUGCUUUGAAUACCUCAAACUCGUUAACUUCCACUGCCGAAUCACCAGCAGAGAUAGAAGGAAAAUUUGGAAAAAUCUCCUACCAUAAAGGUGCAAGUGUUAUCAAAAUGGUGGAAAGCCUGGUGCCAAUGACUUUCAGUAAGUCUUUACAGGCAUACCUUCAAGCUAAAAAAUUUUCGUCUGCUGUGCCAAACGAUCUUUGGACUAUUCUCUCAAGCUAUGUACCUAUCGAAAAUUUACCAGGAAACACUUCUUUUAUCAGUGUUAUGGAAAAUUGGACAAACAAAGCCGGUUAUCCUUUAGUUACAGUCACUGCCAAUGGGACCGAUGUCAUAUUGAGACAGGAACGCUUUCUAUACCAAGGAUCAGAUGAUACUCGAUGGUAUAUUCCAGUAAUUUAUACCAUAUUCGAUAGGAAUAACAAUGCAAGCAGAUCAGUAAGAACAUGGCUAGUACCUGGUAAAACACAAACCAUCAUUUCAAAUGUUUUAUCAAACGAUAGUUGGAUCAUUGUUAAUACAGGAGCAAGUGGCUACUUUAGAGUACAUUAUGACACCACAUUAUAUAGCAAAAUCGCAUCGGUGCUGCAGAACAAUCGAAGAGUCAUCGACAAUGUCACCAGAUCCCAAAUCAUAGACGAUGUACUGAAUUUAGCUCGAGCCAGAAAGUUUUCGUAUCCGGAGGCCUUCAAGAUGUUAGAUUUCCUUAGAAAUGAAACGUGUUACUACCCAUGGCAUUCUACUAUUGAAGGUUUCAAUUAUCUCCUAACCAGGUUUGGAGAACAAUCGAUUGUUGGUCAGCAAGUGAAAUCGAUGCUAUUGGAAUUGAUGCAGACGGUGAAGAAUACGAAUAUCACGUUUGAUAGCCUUGCUGGAAACAACCAUAUGCAUAGUCUCAAGGUUGAGAAAAUUUUAAGUACCAGUUGCAGACUCGGGGAUGAGUACUGCAAGACAAAAUCUAUAGAGUUAUUUCAAAAAUACAAAAAUGGAACAAGUAUUCAUAAGAAUUUGAGAAACAUGGUUUAUUGUAACGCCUUACGAUACAGUAACGAUAUCGAAGCAGACUGGAACUUCCUUUGGAGCAAAUUGAGAAAUGCUACUCAGGCAAACGAAGUUUAUAACAUCAUUACAUCUCUGGGAUGCACGAAAAAUGUUACAUUACUGAAAUAUUACUUGGAACAAUCUGUGAACUCUUCAUCUGGAAUAAGAAUACAAAAUUUGCCAGACCUAUGGGCUUCGGUAUAUACAAGUUCUACUGAAGGAGUGGACGUUGCUUUUACUUUCCUGACAGAAAAAUACGAGCAUAUUCGGAAAUACUUCUCCAAGUCAUCCAAUCUUCUUCCUGGUAUUGUUGACCGCUUUUCAUCGGAGAAACAGAUACAGAAACUUGAAGAAUUCAUCAGCGGUCAAAAAAUAAAUUCCACGAUAAGGAUUGAGUUUGAACANGUUUCUGUGUAUUUGUGUUUUUGA